UCAAGAGAAGGACAUGAAAAUUGUUUGUUGCAGGAUGAAAAACAUGCCCCACCUCAUUACUUGCCAGGCAUUGGCAUGUAAGAGCAGGUAAUGCCAAAGGCUGUCAUGCACAAAGGCUCUCUCGCCCCGCGGGCACACGCGGACCAGCAUAAAAGCCAGCCCUGCACCUCACACCCUCACACACUCCUCCGGACGCCUUCUCCCCUGUGCCCAACAAGGGACCCUCCACACCACAGACAUGUCCUGCUACAACCUCUGCCGCCCCUGUGGACCCACCCCGCUGGCUAACAGCUGCAACGAGCCCUGUGUCAGGCAGUGUGAAGACUCCCACAUCGCCAUCCAGCCUCCCACCGUGGUGGUCACCCUGCCAGGACCCAUCCUCAGCUCCUUCCCCCAGAACACCGCCGUUGGAUCCUCUGCAUCAGCUGCCGUGGGCAGCAACCUCAGCUCCCAGGGAGUGCCCAUCUCCGGGGGAUUCGGAGGCUAUGGCCUGGGAGGCUUUGGCUUUGGAGGCCUGGGCUGCUUCUCUGGCAGAAGAGCCUGCUACCCCUGCUAA
This is a messenger RNA of Oxyura jamaicensis (ruddy duck), 556 nucleotides long. Its product is annotated as feather keratin 2-like. Gene Ontology annotation, molecular function: structural constituent of cytoskeleton. Lineage: Eukaryota; Metazoa; Chordata; Aves; Anseriformes; Anatidae. The coding region runs from base 239 to 556 and encodes 105 amino acids. The transcript is spliced from 2 exons. The record is from RefSeq and is a predicted model, not a curated record. Gene Ontology annotation, cellular component: intermediate filament.